AUGUCGUCCGAGCUCUCCGCUCCCCCUGUCCUCUCCACCCCGGACGACCAUAUCCUCGAAAUCCCUGCUGCCGACUCCCUUCCCACAUCCUCCCUUUCCGACGAUGCCCUACGCUCCACAUACGAGGUCGUUCGCACGGCCACAGAGAUCCGCGCUGGAGGAUGGCGGCGUGUAGGGCUACAGUUUCCAGACUUCAUGCUCGUUGAUGCACCGCGUGUGGUAGAGGCGCUGUUGAAGGAACUCGCUUCCCAGGACGAGCGCGAGGAUUCGGCCGAGGACAAGGGCAAGGGAGAGAGGAGGAUCUACAUCCUCGCGGAUAGUAGCUACAGUGCCUGCUGUGUCGAUGAAAUCGCGGCCGAGCAUGUCUCUGCACAUGUUGUCGUUCACUAUGGCCGCACGUGCCUUAGCCCAACAAGUCAUCUCCCCGCGAUAUAUGUCUAUACGAGCCAUGACCUCGACUACGAUGCGACGCUCGCCGAGCUGGAGAAGGAGUUCAGUGACAAGGAAUCAAAGUUGGUCGUCAUGGCGGACCUCACAUAUCAAAACCACGUCGACAAGCUCGUAUCUCUGCUCCACGAACGAGGCUUUGCCAACGUCGUAUCAACAGCCGUCACACACAACCCCGCGGCCCUCAUCCCCAACCGCAAGAUCAUUUCCGACCCCGAUGUUAGCGACGAAGAGCACUGGAAGUCCUACUCCCUAAUCCACAUCUCCGAUCCUCCCUCCGCCUUGCUCCUCGCCCUUCACUCCCGCUUCGCGUCCCUACACAUCCUCUCCACACCCUCCCCGACUCUCGAGAAUCCGACCUUCCGCACAGCUGGUCUCCUGCGACGCCGCUUCGCCAAGGUUCUGUCUCUCGCGUCCGCCGGCGUCAUCGGCAUCCUUGUCAACACACUCUCGGUCGCGAAUUACCUCACCUCCAUCAAUCUUAUCCGCGAAAAGAUUGCCCGUGCGGACAAGAAAAGCUAUACUGUCGUCGUGGGCAAACUCAACCCUGCGAAACUCGCAAACUUUGCAGAGGUCGAAGGCUGGGUCGUUGUCGGAUGUUGGGAGAGCGGUCUUAUUGAGGAUGAUACUGGAUACUGGCGGCCUGUUAUCACACCAUUCGAGCUCGAAGUCGCCCUGAUGAGUGAGGAGGAGCGAGUCUGGGGAGGAGAAUGGUGGGGAGGUAUUGAGAAGCUGAAGUUGGAUGACAAGCCUGCUCCUGCAGAGGAAGAUACGCCUCAAGCUAAUGGCCAUGAGGAUGACGUCGCGGAGGAGGAUCAAUUCGACGAUGUCCCUGGUGGCGUUGAAGGCGAAGAGUCUGCACCACCUGAAUUCGACCUCCGCACUGGAAGACUCAUUUCUUCGAGUCGGCCAAUGCGGCUACCAGUUCGCAAGAAUCCCUCAGCCGUCGCAGGUGCUAUCACAGCCAACGGUGACGCAAACGGGACAUCUCAUCAAACAGAAGCCCUCGUCAAACACUCAGUGGGUGAAUUGGUGAGCAUCAACGGUGUCGCGAGUCCAGGUGCAGAAUUCCUCCGAUCGGGGCGCACAUGGCAGGGUCUAGGUGGUGACUUUGACAAUGAAGCGAGUACCCUUAUUGAAGAAGGCAGAAGUGGGAUCGCGAGAGGGUAUCAGGUUGGCGAGGGAGGUCGCCAUUAA
Messenger RNA from Fusarium keratoplasticum, 1644 nucleotides. Its product is annotated as 2-(3-amino-3-carboxypropyl)histidine synthase subunit 2. Gene Ontology annotation, biological process: protein histidyl modification to diphthamide. Gene Ontology annotation, molecular function: 2-(3-amino-3-carboxypropyl)histidine synthase activity. The coding region runs from base 1 to 1644 and encodes 547 amino acids. The transcript has a single exon. The record is from RefSeq and is a predicted model, not a curated record. Lineage: Eukaryota; Fungi; Ascomycota; Sordariomycetes; Hypocreales; Nectriaceae.